This is a messenger RNA of Myotis lucifugus (little brown bat), 2154 nucleotides long. It is a transcript of the gene PIP5KL1, whose product is annotated as phosphatidylinositol-4-phosphate 5-kinase like 1. Gene Ontology annotation, biological process: phosphatidylinositol metabolic process. The record is from RefSeq and is a predicted model, not a curated record. Gene Ontology annotation, molecular function: phosphatidylinositol kinase activity. NCBI's taxonomy places the organism in Eukaryota, Metazoa, Chordata, Mammalia, Chiroptera, Vespertilionidae.
AUGGCCGCCCCGAGCCCGGGGCCCCACGAGGUCCUGGCCCCCUCCCCAGAGGCCGGAUGCAAAGCCAUCACCUCGCGUUCUGGCCGCCGGGGCCUGCUCUGGCGUCUACGAGACAAGCAGCUGCGCCUCGGCCUGUUUGAGAUCAGCCCGGGACAUGAGCUGCACCGGCUGACGUGUAUGAUGCAGGCGGGGCUCUGGGCUGCCACCCAGGUCUCCAUGGACCACCCGCCCAGGGGGCUGCCCACUGAGGACGACUUCUCCGAGGUCCUGACCCAGGUUCACAAGGGCUUCGAGCUGGGCACCCUGGCUGGCCCUGCCUUCGCCUGGCUGCGCCACUCCCUAGGCCUGGCCGAGGAGGACUAUCAGGCCGCCCUGGGGCCCGGGGGCCCCUACCUGCAGUUCCUCAGCACCUCCAAGAGCAACGCCAGCUUCUUCCUGUCCCAUGACCAGCGCUUCUUCCUGAAGACCCAGCGGCGCAGGGAGGUGCGGGAGCUGCUCGCCCACCUGCCCCGCUACCUGCAGCACCUGCAGCGGCACCCGCACUCGCUCCUGGCGCGGUUGCUGGGAGUGCACAGCCUGCGGGUGGCCCGGGGCAAGAAGAAAUACUUCAUCAUCAUGCAGAGCGUCUUCUACCCCGCCGGCCGCAUCGCCGAGAGAUAUGACAUCAAGGGCUGCGAGGUGAGCCGCUGGGUGGAGCCGGCCCCUGAGGGCAGCCCCCUGGUCUUGGUGCUGAAGGACCUCAACUUUCAGGGCAAGACCAUCGACCUGGGGCCCCAGCGGAGCUCUCUCCGGCAGAUGGAGCUGGACACCGCCUUCCUCCGGGACCUCAACCUGCUGGACUACAGCCUCCUGAUGGCCUCCCAGCACCUGCAGGAGGACGAGAGGGGCCCGGGCAGCAGCCUGGUCUUCCGCACAGCCAGGUCUGUGCAAGGGGUACAGAGCCUGGAUGAGCCGGGAGCGCAGAACCUUCGGCUGCUGCCUGAUGGCCCCAACGCCCUUCACAUCUUGGACGGCCCGGAGCAACGCUAUUUCCUGGGCCUUGUGGACCUCGCCACCGUCUACGGGCUCCGCAAGCGACUGGAGUACCUGUGGAAGGCGCUGCGCUACCCCAACCGGGCCUUCUCCACCGUCAGCCCGGCUCUCUACGCCCGUCGCCUCUGCCAGUGGGUGGAGGAGCACACCGAGUGACCGGCGCGGGGCCGCGCUCUCCCCAUCUGGACAAUGGGCACAGGCCCGGAAUGCAUGUGCCAGCUUGAUCGGGCUCCCCCAGCCUGCUGUUCCUCCAGAGGGCCUCCAGAGGGCAGCAUUCUCCAACUAAUAUGACAACCUUAUUUAAUGGUGAUGCUGUGCCUGGCUGGUAUUUUGCCAGGGACUCGCCAUAUUAGCUCAUUUUAUCCUCAAAAAAAAAAAAAAUGCUAUUAUUCUCUUUUCACAGACCAUGAGAUGGAGGCUCAUGGGGUGAAGGGACUGAGCAAGAUCACUCAGCAGUAAAUGCUGGAACCAGGACUCGACUGUGCCUUUUGGACUCAGGAGCCUGUAUUCUUACCAGCUCCCACAGCCCUGUCCUCAUGCUCUCAGAAAGCGGGGAGGCUGAAGGCUCCAGCCCAGGCCCUUUGUCGUACAGAUGGGGAAACCAAGGCCCAGAGAUUUUAAGGGGCGUAUGCACGGGUAAGUGGCAAGGCUAGCUCCGGAACUCCAGGCCUCCCUAUCCCCUGCCCCUGGCUCAAGAAGGGCCCUUUAAGGAUGCAGGUAGGAGAAGGUGGGGUAUUGGGGGGCCUGCAGCUCUGGGAAGCACUAUGUUGAUCUUGAGUAAGCUCUGCCCUCCUCUGAUAGUCACUAUUCUCAUCUGAGAAAUGGGGGUAGGGAUGGUGGGCAGACCAAGGGCCCUUGCCAAACAGACAUCACCAGGAGCAGAGAAGCAAAGUGUCUGCAUAGCCCCUGACCAUUCCUUCUCCCUCCUCCAGGAGACUCCAGCCGGCCUCUGACCUCAGUCCAAUCUGACCAUGCCCAAGCCGGCCUUUCCUCUAGUGCUGCUCUGGGGCCUGACUGUGUGACCAGGGCACGGUGUUAACCUUCUCCGUGCCUCAGCGAUCUAAUCUGUAAGAUGGAAGGAUGAAAAUGGACCUCAUUAACGCAUUAAAUAUUUAUUGAGCA